UUAAAGAGAGUUCUUUAAAGUUUUUUUAUUUGUGUGUGAAGCAACAAUGGAGGAGAAGAAACUGAAUUUAGAUGCACCAUUCCUAUCCGUGAGGCGAAUUCCAACUAAACCAGAGAUAUCAAGCGAAUCAGAGAACACCAAGAAGACAACGACGACGAGAAGGAGAAAAGUCAAAGAUUCGUGUAAAGAAACAGAGCAUGAAACUCUGGUUCGGUUAUUACAAGAUGACCAGAGCUUCGAUCAUGUAAUGGAACCAUCUCUAGUUCCAUUUCUGUGGGAACAAAUACCUGGAAAGCCAAAGGAUCAUCAUACACUAAUCGAAGAAUCAGACCUAAUCAAAGCUUUGGAAAUGGUUUCUUCAACCGCAAGCUUCUCUGUUAAUUGUAGUAUUGAUGGAGUAAGUGAUGAGUUGGAGAAGAAUGAUGACAGAUCGAGCAAUGUAUCAAGAGAUGAUGUCAUUCUUGAAUAUCGUGAUCUCAUCAUGUCGAGAUUUUUACCAGCCGCGCAAGCAAUUGCCUUGAAACAGAAGAAAGAAUCUUCUCUAGACCAAGAAGAGAUAAGGAAGAAGAAGAAGAAACGGAGCAUUACUUUACAGAGAGUCUCCAUGGCCAUAAAUCAAGGUUUAAACAAUGAUGAAUAUGAUCAUAAUCAUGUUGAUGGUGUUAACAAAACAGAUUACUCAGAUGAUUCCAAGACAGGUAUGUUUGGGUUCUUGCCACGUUUCUGUUCCAAGAGCUCAUUGGAUGUACUUAACCCGGUUCUUUCUCGGGUCAAGACUUGUCAGAAUCUUGCGGUAAAACCGGGUAAAAUCAUAAACCCGAAAUCUCAAGAUUCUUUUUAUAAAACCAAAUCAGCAUCACCAAGAAUCUUGAGAUCGAACAAGAUUGUGAGUCAGUCUCAAGAAUUCUUUCCAAUACCAAGAUUUUCAACAGAGCUUUCCAAAACUUCUAAAUCGAAAUCCGGGGAAAUUAUUCGAAUCCAGAGAAAUACUUCGAGGUUGCAAAGAACAUCGAGCGAUCAGAUUCAGAGACAAGACACGAGGUUUCUUGUGGAGGAAGUAAAGAGAAUGAGGAACAGAAAAAACAGGUCAGAGAAUCUCUCUGUUUCUCAACCUCCUUUGCCUAAAACUCCUUCAGAGUCGUGGCUUUGCCGGACACUUCCCAGAAGCUCGGCUCUCCUCGUUGUCUCCGUCGUCAUCUCCGGUCAAACCCGCUGGUUCAAGAAGAUGGAGCAAAAGAGUAAUUCUCAGUCUUUAAAAUGGGAGACCAUUGUUAAAACAUCGUAUAAACACCAUGACCAUGCACGCUACUCAGAGGAGCUUCAUCCCUCUCACCAGCACAAACCAUAAACCGGAAUCUUCCUUCACCUAGAUCGAGAUUCCUUUUUCCGGUACAGUAAAAUUAAAUGCUAUUUUAUUUAAUUCUCCGAUUUGUUAAGUACGAUUGUGUUUAAAAUUUGUU
Molecule: messenger RNA, 1460 nt
Organism: Eutrema salsugineum
Lineage: Eukaryota; Viridiplantae; Streptophyta; Magnoliopsida; Brassicales; Brassicaceae
Source: RefSeq, a predicted model, not a curated record